AAUGAUUUCGUAAUGCAGUUAAGAUAAGAAAGAAAUGGGAUAUUUAUGUUUAUGUAGAAAAGGCGAAGGGAUUGAGUGAAGAGGAAGGGUAAGAUGGAGUCCCGCGGACACUCAAACCCGCUUCUGUCGUUUUCCAGCUUCGUCCAUCAACACUGCGUCCGUCUCGGGACCGACCUCGCCACUCGUUUGGAUGACACAAAGCGAGCCCUAGCUCAAGCUCAUCACAAUCUUCUAUCCCCCAAACAUGCCCUUGCCGCCACUCCCACAUUGGGCUCCAAUCACGUCGCCAAGUCCCUCGUCGGCACCUCUGUUUACACCGUCAGCAAUUCCAACAAUGAGUUCGUUCUUAUCUCCGACGCCGACGGAGCCAAGUCCAUUGGAUUGCUCUGCUUUCGCCAAGAGGACGCCCAAGCCUUCCUCGCUCAGGUUCGAUCAAGGAGCAGAGAACUUCGAAACAAGGCUAGGGUUGUUCCAAUUACUCUCGACCAGGUAUACAUGUUGAAGGUGGAAGGCAUUGCAUUCCGGUUCUUGCCUGAUCCAGUUCAAAUAAAAAAUGCUUUGGAGCUCAAACCAGCCAACAGGGGAGGCUUUGAUGGAGUUCCUGUCUUUCAGUCUGAACUUCUGGUUGUGAAGAAGAAGAACAAGCGUUACUGCCCUGUCUAUUUCUCUAAGGAGGAUAUUGAGCAGGAACUGUCCAAAGUUUCCAGGGCAUCUAGAACACCUGGUGCUUCUCAGCAAAUAGUGGUUGGUAGCUUGGAAGAUGUACUGAAAAGAAUGGAGAUGAGUGAAAGGAAUUCAGGAUGGGAGGAUUUGAUUUUUAUUCCCCCAGGAAAAAGUCACUCUCAACACAUACAAGAAAUUACUGAAUGAUUUCCAGGUCGCAAACUUAAGCUAACCAUAAUUUCAUGUGUUUUCCUUGAGAAAUUGGAUGUUAUUGUUGUCGGAAUUUGGUCAGCUAGUGAGAUGCCAGGACAUCUGCCUUCAAGUUGUGUUAUUCUUCUUGUCUUCUCAAUAGAAAUUCCUUCUGGUGUUAAGAUUCUCAUUGGAUGUAAUGUAAGGAAAAUGUGAAUGUGAGAGGACAUAAAGGCUAACGUACAUUUCAGUUAUGAGGUCAUUUUACUGUAGUUGAGCAUGCUGUGCGAGGGGUUUUCUUACUUCAUACGUGUACAGAUGAUUUAUUUGUUUCGGAAAUAGCUGUGUAAUCCUUUUCAUUGAGUUCUACAUUUUUUGGGAGAAAAA
This is a messenger RNA of Vigna unguiculata (cowpea), 1239 nucleotides long. RefSeq names its product Tic22-like family protein (gene TIC22-IV). The record is from RefSeq and is a predicted model, not a curated record. Lineage: Eukaryota; Viridiplantae; Streptophyta; Magnoliopsida; Fabales; Fabaceae. Gene Ontology annotation, biological process: protein transport. Gene Ontology annotation, cellular component: chloroplast.